Messenger RNA from Aphidius gifuensis, 2568 nucleotides. RefSeq names its product CD151 antigen-like. Bases 555 to 1349 code for a protein of 264 amino acids. Gene Ontology annotation, cellular component: membrane. Lineage: Eukaryota; Metazoa; Arthropoda; Insecta; Hymenoptera; Braconidae. The record is from RefSeq and is a predicted model, not a curated record. The transcript is spliced from 6 exons.
AGAGUUUGUCAGUGCCUCAGUCAGUAUGCUUCAGUCUUGCUCCGGCACUCGCACCGUUAACACUCCUCAUAUUUCAUCAAUUUUCAAAGUGACAAUAUUUUCUAUUUCAUCAUAAAUCAUACGAUAAAAUAUCAACAAAAAAAUACGAUAAAUUUUUUUAUUUAUUAAUUAAAUAAUAAACAAUAUUUUACAAUUAGAAAAAAAAUUUUUUUUUACUCCAAAAUUUGUUUAAACUAUUUUGAUUAAAAAUAUUUUCAAGUGAUUAAUUUGUGAUUUAAUUGGAGUACGUUGUAAUAAACAAAAGUGUUUUUUUUUUAAGUGUGUAGAAAAAUUUAUUUUUUAAUGAAUUUAAAUAUAAUUUUUUGGUUGUUUUUUUUUGAGUUAAAAUUAUCAGAGUGAUUUGAGGAAUAAUUCAGUAAUUGACGGAUGAAAAUUUGAAUAUAAAAAAUUGAUGACAUGGAGAGGUAAAAAAAUAGCCUAAAACAACAGAGGUGAUUUGAAUUUUAUUAAAAGAUUUAAAUAAUAAGGAAGAGGAUUUUGAAAUAUCAAAUAAAAUGGCUAAAGGCUCGGAAAGAUUACCUGGUACAUCAAAUAGAAUUAGAACUAGAGAUGAUGGUUGCUGUUCUGUUAAUUUUUUAAAAUACGUACUUCAUAUAUACAAUGUUGUAUUAUUUCUUUCGGGACUGAUAGUAGGUGGAAUAGGAGUAUGGACAGUUAUUGCUAAGCACAAUUACAUAUCACUCAUGGCAACAUCAAUUUAUCCAAUUCUAGCAUACGCCCUCAUUGUUGCUGGUGGAUUGGCUAUUAUUGCAAGUUGGCUUGGUUGCGGGGGAGUUUCCUCUGAGAAUCGUUGUAUUCUUCUUCUGUAUAUUUUUGUUGUCAUGACAAUUUUGGCACUUGAAGCUGGUGUUGGUGUAUUGGCAAGAAUUCACGAAGAACAAGUUGGUCCAGAAUUAAAGGAAUCAUUAAAUCGUACAUUCCUUGAUAAUUAUUCCGUAAAAUCAAGAGAAACAAAAGCCAUUGAUCAAAUGCAAAUUGAAUUCAAAUGUUGUGGUGCACGAAGAUUUGAAGAUUGGCUUGCAAGUGAAUGGUACAAAGAUGAAAAAGUUCAACAUGAUGGUAGUGUUGUGCCUGAUAGUUGUUGCAAAACACCAACUCUUUUAUGUGGGAGAAGAGAUCAUCCAUCAAAUAUACAAUACACUGGUUGCAUAUAUAAAUUUUUGGAAACAACUAAAGAACAUUUAAUAAUACUUGGAGCUGUUGGACUUGGUCUAUCUGUUCUUGAAGUUUUCGGUAUAAUACUUGGAUCAUGUCUCUAUAUUAAAUUAAGACAUGAUUUUGAUGACUGAGUGUUACUUUAUCACAACGAAUAUAAUAAUAAUAUUAAUAUUAUUAAUAUAAACAAUAAUAAUAAUGGUCAAAUGUUGUGCAGAUAUGCACAGUAUGAAAUAACUUGACAAACAGAUAUAAAUCACAAUCAAAUUGACCAAUAAUAUUAACUAAAUAAUUUAAAAAAUAUAAAUAAUUAUUUUAAAAAAAAAUAGAAAACAAUAUUAAUUAAAGUCUAUUAUUAUUUUACAAUAUCUAUUUUAUUUUUUAUUGUCAAAUAAAAAUUUAUUAGUAUUUUUAAAAUAUAAAUAACGCUGGCGUUUUUUUUUUUUUUCUUCAAAAUUGGCAGUGUCAUUAUAACUGCCAUUAUCAUAAAAAAUUAAAAUAUUUAUAUUAAAAUUGUGUAUAUUAAAAUUAAUCAAAUUUUGAAGUUUUAAUAUUAAUAAUAAAAUUUUCAGUAAAUAAAAAAUUAAUUUUUUAUAUAAAAUAAAAUUUUUAAAAAAAGUAAAAUUAUUCAGUAUAAAAAAUCAUAAUAAGAAAAAGAAAAAUAAUAAUAAUCAGCUAUUUUUAAAUUGAAUUUUGAAAUAUUUAAAUAAUUAUUAAAAUGUAGGUAAAUUGGUUUUUUUUUUUAUAAUUAAUAGUUACCUGUUUUGUUUGAUUUUAAUUUGACAAAUUAAUUUGAUAAAUAUUAUAUGACUGAUUGAUUGAUAAUUAUUAUAAUGUAAAUUAUAUAAAUAGUAUUUAUAAAUGUAGUAUUAAUUUACAUUUUACUUGUCUGUAUAUAAAAAAAUAAUUAUAAUAAUGAAUGAUAAAAACAGUGCCUUUGAUAAAAAUUAUGUAAUAAAAAAGAAAAUAAAUAAACAAAUAAAUAAAAAUAAUUUAAAUUUGUUGUAAUAAUAAUUUCUAUUGGCUGAAUAAUAAUAAAAUUAAUUUAAAAUUUUGUUAUUAAUGUAAAUUAUUGAUAAAAAUUUAAUGUUUUUAAUUAAUAAAUUUUUAUUUAUAUUUAAAAUUUUUUUAACAAUAUUUAUUAUUAUUUGCUGAGUUGACAAUUAAUAUUUUUAAAAGGAUUUUUAUUUGAAAAAAUUAAAUAGAUAAUAAUUAAUUAAAAUGCAUUAUAAUUAUACUGGUACAUCAGGAUUACAAUAUUUUUCAGGACAUUCUUCUAAAGAACAACAAACUUUUCGAUCUUCACUGCGUGCAGGAAAAAUAUUACACUAAAGAGAAAAAUUAAUAAAUAAU